CGUUCUUUUGGAGAGAGUUGAGAUUUCGAAGCUCAGGCUCUGAAGAUUUUGAUUUUUUCGAUCUGGUUUAAAAUGGUUUUGCUGAGAGAACAUAGUAAAGCCUUGGCGCUCUAGUCUAGAAAUCUUGUUUCUAGUUUUCUUUUUCUUUUUUUCCUUCCAGUAAAUGGGCUGCUUUCAAUCUAAAGUAACAAGACAAUACCCCGGACACGAAGACCCGACUAUUCUCGCUUCACAAACUGCAUUUAGUGUUAGUGAAGUUGAAGCACUUUUUGAGUUAUUCAAGAGCAUUAGCAGUUCGGUGAUCGAUGAUGGGCUGAUCAACAAGGAAGAAUUUCAAUUAGCUCUAUUUAAGAAUAGGAAGAAGGAAAACAUUUUCGCAAAUCGGAUCUUCGAUUUAUUUGACGCAAAGAAGAAGGGGGUCAUUGAUUUUGGCGACUUCGUUCGAGCACUCAAUGUCUUCCAUCCAAAUGUCUCAGAAGAGGACAAAAUUGAUUUUGCAUUUAGACUUUAUGACAUGGAUGGAACAGGUUUUAUCGAGCGUAAUGAGGUCAAACAGAUGCUGAUCGCACUAUUAUGUGAAUCUGAAAUGAAGUUGGCUGAUGAAACCAUCGAGGCAAUUCUUGAUAAGACAUUCUUGGAUGCUGACAUGAACCAGGAUGGAAAGAUCGAUAUAUCUGAAUGGAAAAACUUCGUCUCCCGCAACCCGUCACUGUUGAAAAUCAUGACCCUUCCAUACCUGAGGGAUAUAACGACGACAUUUCCAAGCUUUAUUUUCCAUUCCGAAGUUGAUGAGGUUGCAACAUGAUUGUUGUAGUAUGUGAUGGACUUUUAGCAUGGGUCUUGCAUGCAUUGGGUUGGGAUGCAUUUUUUACAUGAUUUGUGUGAAGAAAAUAGGUUUAGAUGCUGCUAUGAAGGCUAAAGCUAUCAAAGCUUUCAUAAAGAUAGCUAGCUAAAUGUGCUUAGCGUUGUUAGUGGAUUGUAUAGGGCAUUAUUGUAAUUCAUAUUUUUCAAGUUUAAUUAUUUAAUCAAUUGAUUUGUAGUGA
This is a messenger RNA of Hibiscus syriacus, 1043 nucleotides long. Its product is annotated as calcineurin B-like protein 1. Gene Ontology annotation, biological process: calcium-mediated signaling. The transcript is spliced from 9 exons. The record is from RefSeq and is a predicted model, not a curated record. Gene Ontology annotation, molecular function: kinase binding; calcium ion binding. Bases 164 to 805 code for a protein of 213 amino acids. Lineage: Eukaryota; Viridiplantae; Streptophyta; Magnoliopsida; Malvales; Malvaceae.